Molecule: messenger RNA, 2315 nt
Organism: Zalophus californianus (California sea lion)
Lineage: Eukaryota; Metazoa; Chordata; Mammalia; Carnivora; Otariidae
Gene: PTGR2
Product: prostaglandin reductase 2
Exons: 10
Coding region: 302-1357 (351 amino acids)
Biological process (GO): prostaglandin metabolic process
Molecular function (GO): 15-oxoprostaglandin 13-reductase [NAD(P)+] activity
Source: RefSeq, a predicted model, not a curated record
GCCGGGAGAGGGGCGGCCGCCCAGCCGCUGUCCGGGGAACCCGGGGCUGGCUCACGCCUUCCGGGUGUGGGAGGAUCGAGGAGCCGGGGUGACCUCCAUUUUUUUUCCGGAGCUGCGGCGAUGCUGGCGUUAUUGCCUAGGUCGCUAACCUAGGGAAUGCUCCAGAAGGAACAGAGGCAGAGUUUUUUUUUUUUUUUUUUUUUGAACUGUUGGGAGUAAACAACCUCGAGUUUGGACGUAAUUGUGUUUAAGGAGUUAUAUUUUAUACAGAAAUCUUGCGAGACCACUGUGCAGCAAGGUGAUGAUUGUACAAAGAGUGGUAUUGAAUUCCCGACCUGGAAAAAAUGGUAAUCCAGUGGCAGAAAAUUUCCGAAUAGAAGAAGUAAAUUUAUCAGAUAAUAUCAAUGAAGGACAAGUACAAGUGAGAACUCUUUAUCUUUCUGUGGAUCCUUACAUGCGUUGCAGAAUGAAUGAAGACACUGGUACUGAUUAUAUAAGAGCUUGGCAGUUGUCUCAAGUGGUUGAUGGUGGAGGUAUUGGGAUUGUAGAAGAAAGCAAAAACAUAAAUUUUACCAAAGGCGAUUUUGUGAUUUCUUUUAAUUGGCCCUGGCAAACCAAGGUUAUUCUGGAUGGAAAUAGCCUUGAAAAGGUAGACCCACAACUUGUGGAUGGGAACCUUUCAUACUUUCUUGGAGCUAUAGGUAUGCCUGGUUUGACUUCCUUGAUUGGGAUACAGGAAAAAGGUCAUAUAACUGCUGGAUCUAAUCAGACAAUGGUUGUUAGUGGAGCUGCUGGUGCUUGUGGAUCCUUGGCCGGGCAGAUUGGCCAUUUGAUGGGCUGUUCCAGAGUGGUGGGAAUUUGUGGAACACAGGAGAAGUGCCUCUUUCUGACCUCAGAACUAGGCUUUGAUGCUGCAGUUAAUUAUAAAAAGGGGAAUGUGGCAGAACAGCUCCGUGAAUUAUGCCCAGCUGGAGUGGAUGUUUACUUUGACAAUGUUGGUGGUGACAUCAGUGAUGCAGUGAUAAGUCAGAUGAAUCAGAACAGCCAUAUCAUCCUGUGUGGUCAAAUUUCUCAGUACAACAAAGAUGUGCCUUAUCCUCCUCCACUACCCCCUGCUGUAGAAGCAAUCCAAAAAGAAAGAAACAUCACAAGAGAAAGAUUUCUGGUGUUGAACCAUAAGGACAAAUUUGAGUCUGGCAUUCUACAGCUGAGUCAGUGGUUUAAAGAAGGGAAGCUAAAGAUCAAAGAGACUGUGAUAAAUGGAUUGGAAAACAUGGGAGCUGCAUUCCAGUCCAUGAUGACAGGAGGUAACAUAGGAAAGCAGAUAGUUUGCAUUUCAGAAGAAACCUCUGUGUAAUCUGUAUAAGCAUCUUUAUCAAGGAAAUAUACAGAUUUCUUUCCAUUUUGCACAAAGAUUUUUAAGAUACAUUAAAAAAUAUCUUAGAGUACAGAUGGCUUUUUAUUUAAAUGUGAUCGUUGGUAAUAUUUUCUAGUUGCAUAAUUUUUUCCUAUAUCUUCAAUAUCAUAUGUGUUUUCUAUAUCCAACAUGAUUAUUUACAGUAGUAGAUUGAAGUCAACAUGACCUAUUUUUCUUUCUUUUACUAAAACUGAUAUAUGAUAUUUGAUCAGAUAUUCUGAAACCACCGGAGAUUUGAUAUAAGUGCUUAAUGGAUCAGCUUAAUAAGUCAAUUUUUACAGUUAACUUUUAUUUAAAAUAGAAUGCUUGAGAAGACACAUAGUAAAUAUAUGUUGACCUGAAAAUGCUUUACAUAAUUCUUGAACUGUAACUUGGUAUAAGAAUAGAAUUGGGAUGGCUUUUCUAUAUUGUAGAUGGAAGAGAUUUAAUGGCAGAGCAUGUGUUGGGGUUUGGGGGGAAUUUAGAGCUUGUGGAGCAGUUUUUAGGAUAGGAGAGCAGAGGUUUUGUGUUGAGAAGAAAACAGGUCAGUCAGGUUGAUGAAAAGACUAGUUUAUUACAGAGGAUUAUCUGUUUGUGUUUUGCUAAAUAAUUUACUGUAUAGCCUAAAAACUCAAAUACAUGUAUUGAUAAAAGCAUGUUUGUUUUAGGUUAGCAGUUACAUACUGUCAAAUAGUGUAAAGAUUUUGAGGGCAAAUAGAUAAAAACAUCACUUGAAGUUUUAAGUGAUCAGAAAGAUUUAGGCAACAAAGACAGCUUUAGAAAAUGACAGGACUGAGCAAAUUAACAAUUGGUUGUAAACAUGAGUGUUCAAGAUCUAAUGUACCUCUAAAUAAGACGGUUUGUUUCAUUAAUUAUAAUCAACCCUUUACAAUAAAAUUGAAGAUAUUUUUCAAGUGUU